AUAAAACGACUUAUUUUAAUGGGAGUAAGCAGAAAUAAUUUUUUUCUCAUUUAACAUAGACCAAAAUGCUUCCUUUUGCUUUAAUUGGCUUUGUUGUUUUUUUCGCAACUGGUGGUAGCGCUGAUGAGUGCGGCGAAAUUAUGGUAAAGGGUUUAACCGAUGAAGAAAAGCAGUUGGUUGUUAACAUACACAACGAGAUUCGAUCGUGGAUUGUGCAAGGCCAAGUGCCAAACCAACCAAAAGGCAAAAACCUUUACGUCAUGGGAUGGGACGAUGCUUUGGCUUCCGAAGCGCAAAAAAUCAGUGAAACAUGCGUCAUGAAACACGUCCGUGUGAAAGACGAGCGGUUUUAUGUUGGCCAGAAUUUAGCAAUGUUGAACAGUACAGCUCCAGACAAUGAUACCUUCUUGGAACGCUUCGUCAUGAUGUGGUUUGAUGAAUAUCCAAAAUUCGAUUACCCAAAUCUAGCCAAGGGCACUGGACACUAUUCCCAAGUCAUUUGGGACAAAAGUCAGUACAUUGGUUGCGGAUACACAUAUUUUCACAAAAAUCGAAAAGGGGAUAAGUACCCGUAUAAAAAACUAUUCGUGUGCAAUUACGGUCCCGGAGGCAACAUGCAAGAAACACCCCCAUAUGAAAAGGCCCAAUAGCAUUUAUUUUUUCUAAAACCAGCAACUAUUGAGUUUUCUGUAAAAUUGGCUUUAACUGUUUCUGUAGAAAUUCCAAUCGGAAAGUUGUAUUUUCCAUUUUAAAUAAAAUCGAACCGCUGAACGUG
Molecule: messenger RNA, 775 nt
Organism: Tribolium castaneum (red flour beetle)
Lineage: Eukaryota; Metazoa; Arthropoda; Insecta; Coleoptera; Tenebrionidae
Product: venom allergen 5
Exons: 6
Coding region: 66-650 (194 amino acids)
Cellular component (GO): extracellular region
Source: RefSeq, a predicted model, not a curated record